AUGAACGGAACAGGAGGAUUCGCUGUGCCCCAGCAGCAACCCCAGCCAUAUUCCCCCCCGUCUGGCGGCCAGAUCGCGCCUGGAUCCAUCACUUACACGACAUCCACUAGUGCAGAUGGUCAGGUUACAUAUCAUCCAUUCAGUUAUCAGACAGCCCAAGGCGUUGUGCAUGGUAUCCAAUGGGUCCCUGCCGAAGCCACACAGAUCCUUCCAGCAGGCGCUCAACCUGCCAAUGCUGAAUUUGCUGCAUCCUGGAAUCGCAGCGGUUUGAGCAGGGAAGACGAGAGGGAUCUCGAAAAAUGGCAUCGCUCAGAAGAGAAGCGCAGAAAAAAGGAAGAGAAGGCAUCCUUGAAGAAUAUCUCGAAACAGUUUGAAAGGGACGAAAUGGAGAUCCGCAUGGCGCGCGAGAGGGAUACUCAUGCGAUAGGACGCAAAAGGAGUUUCUACGGAGAAGCACCUCCCCCUGUGUACCCGCCGGGUACCGCUGCAUACGGCGCCUACAGCAGUGCAGACCUUGACCGCAGAUUCGGAGAUCUUGACAUAGACCGCAAGGAUUCCACCUUCGGUACGAGGCCCAGAAAGCAUUCUCACAGCUCGGCCUACGCUCCACCUGGCGCAGGGGCGUAUUCGUCCCCUCCCGCGACGUACACCAGCCCAACAGGUUACCCUACAACUGGAGGCGCCGGCCCUUACAACCGCGCAGCUUCCCCUUAUAGACCUGUGGGUAAUUUCUCAACUUCACCAAACGUGAGGCCACAAGAAUUCCCCUCCACGUACCCCGGUGGACCCGAUCCCAUCGCUCGGGCAGCAUCACCGUAUGCUGCCCGGGCGCCCUCCCCUUAUGCCGCCCGAGCACCCUCUCCUAAUCCUUAUGGUGCUAGAGCAGCACCAUCUCCUUAUGGUGCCAGAGCAACCUCUCCAAUGCCGCAGGUGCCGCGUGCUGCUUCUCCAAUGCCGCCGGUGCAACGUGCUGCUUCUCCAUAUGCACGCCCUCUGUCCCGUGCACCGUCCCCAUACCAUGGUCAACAGGCGACAUCCACCUAUCCUCCUCCUCAGCGCGCUCCUUCGCCAUUUGUCCCCCCUCCGCAGAUUCAUUCACAAGUAUAUCCCCGUGGGCAUGUCCUCGAGGGUCAGCCUAUGGCGGCCCCUCGGUCGCGAGCACCCUCUCCAAUGCCCGGUGGACCUAUCGGGUCAGGAUUCCCUUCAUCACCCCGUAUGCCCAACACAGGAUUCUCUUCAUCUCCACGUAUGCCCAGCACAGGAUUCUCUUCAUCUCCUCGUAUGCCCAACACAGGAUUCCCUUCCUCCCCCCAAUCAUUGCAACUCGCUGCUCCGGAAGCGUUCUCCCGUCCUCCCAAUGCCGCCCAGCCUUACACUCCGUUCAGCGUGAUGAGGAUUCAAGACAUGGACAAAUUUUACGACCAGAUUCCUCGCAUGCCACUGGUGCUCGACACCCAUGAUGUAUACCACCAGGAUUGGAUCAGAUUCAUGAAUGAUCUUGCUCUUGGGUGGGCCGGCAAGUUGCCCAUUUCUGAGUUCUCCAGGGGUGGCAAUCCGCCUAAGCGGAGCUCACUUGUUGCAGAUUUGAUCAAUCUAUGGAACGAUUCCUUCUUCCGUGCACGUCGCGUCGAGGUGGUCCUCUACAAGGGCCGCGAGCGACGCUCUGGCCCGCACGCUGGGAGUGUGGACAACCACCUUCCAAUGCCUGACUUCGACUCUGAUUCAGACUUGUCGGAUUCCUCUUCUCUCUCUUCGGAGUCUGAAGAUGACAGGUACUACGGUCGCGGCGUUGAUCUCGCUGAUUCUAAGAGAAGGCGCCGAGAGAAGAAAGAGGAAAAGAAGUGGCGCAAGAAGGAAAAGAAGCUGAGGAAAAAGGUCAAGGAACGUGAGAGGCAGUACGCGGUGUACUUGACCUACGUCGCGCCUCGCGACAUGCCCGCUCCAGGAGGGCAUAAUUACUAUGGUUGA
Suillus paluster is the source of this 1968-nucleotide messenger RNA. RefSeq lists its product as uncharacterized. Bases 1 to 1968 code for a protein of 655 amino acids. The transcript has 7 exons. The record is from RefSeq and is a predicted model, not a curated record. Lineage: Eukaryota; Fungi; Basidiomycota; Agaricomycetes; Boletales; Suillaceae.